Epinephelus moara (kelp grouper) is the source of this 1071-nucleotide messenger RNA. It is a transcript of the gene ptgdsa, whose product is annotated as prostaglandin D2 synthase a. Gene Ontology annotation, molecular function: small molecule binding. Lineage: Eukaryota; Metazoa; Chordata; Actinopteri; Perciformes; Serranidae. The record is from RefSeq and is a predicted model, not a curated record. The coding region runs from base 115 to 669 and encodes 184 amino acids. The transcript is spliced from 7 exons.
CUUUGCCACUCUGUACCUGCCUGAACUGCCUACAGUUCACUUUAGGCUCGGGUCCGAUACUCUCUUUCAACCUUUCAGCCCAUUCACUUGGCCGCUUCCUUGCUCCACGCAGCCAUGAGGACCACUGGGGUCGCCGUUGUCAUGGUGAUGUUGUGCGGGAUGAUGGUGGACGCAGAUGUGAAGCCGCAGAGAGAUUUCAACCUGCAGGAGUUCACAGGGAGAUGGUACCGGGUGGGCCUGGCCUAUGACUCUCCGGGUUUUGCCCCCUACAGAGACAAACUGAAGGCCUCCAUGGGCAUCGUCACAGCUCUGCCAAACGGAAACGUUAACCUCACAAUGUGGGAUGCCACACCAUUAGGUUGUCAGAUGAAGGUGUAUCACUAUGAGAAGACCAACGUACCUGGACAGUUCACCUACUUCAGCACACGCCACAACAUGGUGAAGGACAUCACCGUGGUGGAUACAAACUACACUAGCUACGCUCUGGUGGUCAAACACAAGGUUUUUCACAGAGAGUACACACAGGUGGCACUUUACGGUCGCUCUCAAACGGUCAGAACUGAUGUAAUUCAGAAGUUUAAAGUCUUCGCUUUACACCAGGGUUUCCCCAGAGAGUCUAUCUUGACUCCACCUCCAGCAGAAAAUUGCCCAGCAUCAAGAUCUGGUUAGGGUCCCUGAUGUACCUGAGAUGACGGUGGCAAGCAUAUUCUGACAUAUCGCUCCAGCUCUGUGCUCACUGGUUUCGGUUUCCUGGGAUUUUGUAUAAAGAACUUUAAAGAACUCUCUCAGCAAGCAUCAUCAUUCAAGCUACAAAAAUAACAAAAGCAAUGAAAUGUAUGCAUCUUCCUCUUUUAUGUGGUGUUUUACAUUAUUUCCAAGGUUUUGCCGCGCUGACAUAGAUAAACAUACUAUUAUUAACCCCCAGGCUAUUUAAAUCAUUUCUGUUUUUUCCAAGUCACCAAGCUUUUUUUUUCACCCAAAUUAUAUUCUGAGUUUUUAAUGUUAACCACCUAUAAUCAGUUGUGCUGUUUCACAUUGCUGACCGAGUUAAAUAAACAAUAUUAACCUCCA